Acanthopagrus latus (yellowfin seabream) is the source of this 4849-nucleotide messenger RNA. It is a transcript of the gene eaf1, whose product is annotated as ELL associated factor 1. Gene Ontology annotation, cellular component: super elongation complex. Bases 277 to 1053 code for a protein of 258 amino acids. The record is from RefSeq and is a predicted model, not a curated record. The transcript has 6 exons. NCBI's taxonomy places the organism in Eukaryota, Metazoa, Chordata, Actinopteri, Spariformes, Sparidae. Gene Ontology annotation, biological process: positive regulation of DNA-templated transcription; regulation of transcription elongation by RNA polymerase II. Gene Ontology annotation, molecular function: transcription elongation factor activity.
UUUGAUUUGCUAAGGUAAUUUGUCUUCGGUGACAUUUGAUAGCCGGACCAAAAGCGGAAGAGGAUUGUCCGAGUGAUGCUAGGGAUGUUUUGCUAACGGUUAGCUACAGCAAGCUAACUUUGUGUUGUUGUUGUUGUUGUUGUCGUCGUUGUUGGCUUCUUCUUCUUCUAAUCUCCCCGAUGUUGCCAGAUGCAGUUUGACUCUGUGGAAUAUUUUACAUAAAUGUGAAUAUUACUUUUAAAAAAACAAAACAAAAAAAAAAACAAAGUGAGAGAAAUGAACGGGAGCACGAAUCCGCUGCUGGACAAAGAGGAGCAUGUUUUGAAGCUCGGAGAAAGCUUUGAGAAGAGGCCAAAAUCUUCCUUUCACACCAUCAGAUAUGACUUCAAACCAGCAUCUAUCGACACGAGCUGUGAGGGAGAGCUGCAGGUUGGGAAAGGGGAUGAAGUCACCAUCACGUUACCUCACAUCCCGGGCUCCACGCCUCCAAUGACGGUAUUCAAAGGAAACAAGCGGCCGUACCAGAAGGACUGUGUGCUCAUCAUCAACCACGACACCGGAGAGUUUGUGCUGGAGAAGCUGAGCAGCAGCAUCCAAGUCAAGAAAACCAGGGCGGAGGGCAGCAGUAAGAUUCAGGCCCGGAUCGAGCAGCAGUCGGUUCGGUCCAGCCAGCCCACCUCUCAAUUCCGGGCCCCGACUAAGCCCGGCACAGGGGUCAAGACCUCCCCGUCUCCUUCUAAAGAUAAUCCCUCCCCGGAGCCUCAGCUCGAUGACAUAAAGAGAGAGCUGCGAGCGGAGGUGGAGGUGAUCGAGCAGAUGAGCAGCAGCGGCAGCAGCAGCUCCUCUGACUCGGGCAGCGCUUCAGGCAGCGGCGACGACAGCAGCAGCGACGGCGAGCACGACGCCCCCCGACCGCUCAGCCAGCCCUCCCCCAACCGCCACCCCAUGGUCAACGGAGGAGCCGACCAGCAGCAGGGCAACAACCAGCUCAUGAACACACUCCGAAACGACCUUCAGCUCAGCGAGUCGGGCAGCGACAGUGACGACGACUGAACUCUCUGCUGGUCAGUCUCUGGCUCUCUCUACACUCCUCCUCCUCCUCCUCCUCUCUGCCUGGCUCACUCCUUCCUUUGCUGUGAUCGCUGACCCCAGCUGUAUAUCUCAGUUUGAAAGUAUUUUUAUUUUAGUUUAUCCUUAAAGCUGGCCAGCCUGGAACUUUAAGAGUGUAUUUUUAUUAGAUGUAUAUUUUGUUUUGUAUAGCAAAAAAAACUUUAGAAAAAGAAACUUUUACUUGAGAGGUUUGGAAGAUUAUAUAUUAGAGUGCACAUACAUAUUUUCUGUACUUAGAGCAGCUAGUUUUAUCUACUUGUAUCAUCUGUUUUUUGUUGGGUUUUGUCUUUAUGGAAAAGACAGGAAGAGAAUGUCCUGAACUGUCAGACCUCAUCCUCUCACCUUGUCUCGUCGUUUAUCAGAGAAGGUCGUGGGUCCCUGUUUUUAUUGGUUUGCUAAGAAUACUAAAAUGUAAUUGAGCAGCCUGCGCAUGAGCAACAUAUCACAGAACAUGAGACAUCCAUUCUGUCGUCUGCUUAUCUAAUGUGUUGAGUGGAGCACAAACAAAAUAUGGCUGUGGUUUCUUAAUCUCAAUUUAAAUGUCUCAGUCCUCAUUUUAAACCGCUGAUUAUUUUAGAAACAAAUCUCCCCGUCAUUCUUUAGGAUAAAUGAUGACUGAUUGUUGUCAAACGUCAGUCAGAUGACAUUUAUUUAAAGAUAAUGCAACAACAAAUCCCAUUAAAAGGCCAAAACCAACAAUUUAGACGAUCUCUGAAUGUUCUCUGACUUCCUGUCUGUGACUCUGAAGACAAAUCCAUAAAAACAGCUCCUAAAUUAAUAGUUUACAUUUCUCAGAGGCUCGUGAGUUUCCCCGAACAGCUGCUCGCUGUAGUUUUGUCAAAUAAACAGAAAGAAAUGGUGCAUUUGUUGGAAACUAUUCAGCUAUGAAUUAAUAUUCAUUUGAUGCUCCUGUGAGUAAUCGAAGCAGCAGGACAGUGUGUUCAUGGUGAUGAACACAAACUGUGUUACAUGACGUGAUUUUAAUCAUUUUUGACAACAACAGAGCUCUGAGACAGUGGAGGGAGAUAAGUCAGGCGUUGAUACACACAGUACAUGUUCGGAUCAAUUCGUUGUUGGUUUUGGCCUUUUCAUGGGAUUAGAUUUGAUUUUUUUCAUCUUCAAAAGAGACAGUUGACCUAAAAAUAAAUAUUCAGAUGCUGUUUACUCACCUUAAUGUGAAUGGAAAGUGGGGUGAAUUUCAUAGUCCACAAAACAUUUGUGGUUUAGCAGAAUGCUGCAGAAAUGUUUUGUGGACGACGACACUUCACCUGACUUUCAUCGGCAUGGACGAGGAGAUGAUGACUGGGUUUUACAUUUUUGAGUAAAACUGAUCUUAAAGAAUUUGAGAUCAAUUUGUUGAUGACAAGUAUUUUGCCAGUCUUGUUCUUUAAACAGUUUUCUAAUUGGAUGACUUUCAGAUUUUUUUGCAGUGUAAGGUUAAGAUAGUUGUGUAGUGACAUGGCUUUGUCGGAAAAAUUUUAUCCAGAUUUCAGAAUUUUUAGAGGCAAGUUGCAGAUGUUUAAAGCUGCGUUUAGUGAAUUUCUGAGCACUAGGGGGCAGAAAAGACUAAAGAACAAACUGACAGAACCACAAACCUAAUGUAUAUCAGCCAGUUGUGUUGUUACAGCUAAUGUGUUAGCAAACAGCUGAAUGUAAGUCUUCUAUUACGUAUUUGUUUAUAGCUCAGGUUCGGUGUCCAAAAUCCUCUUGAGAAAAACAUUCUGGUCACAGUUGCGGAUGAAGAUGAAGUCUGUUUGUAGCUCGAGACUAAAUAAAAAUUAGCUGGAAGAGGCGAAACAUCUCAGUCUACCUGCACAGGUGGCUGUGACUGUCAGCAGGCAGCCAUUUGAGUUUACACUACACGUUCUGCAGAGAACAGUGGAGGACUUUCUCCAUUUGUUUGUAGGAUUCUCUGCCAGAACUUCUUUCCUUGUUAUUCUUCUGUAAUGUCACCGUAAAAAUCUCACUGACUCAGAGCAGAACCAAGUACAGUAUCAGAGACAUUAUUCAGAGAAUUCUUGAUGUCAUUAAUCAGUUCAUCACAGUUAACAGGACGGUCUUGAUUUGAGGCGUUGUCAUAAAUGUCAGUGAACAAAACACUUUAACCCCAAAUUGAACAAGAUUAAGUCUGGAAAAGGGAAGAACUCCUCCAAAGAGCUUUAAUUUAUUGUUUCUACAACGACCACUAUUUGUUUUCGGUCUGUAACAGUCGCGUUGUCGUUAUUGAACGGAGAAUGUCUUAUUUUUUUGAUCCCAUGUUUUCAUACAGUAGUUAUAUAACAGGACCAUUCCAGGCCUUACAGUGUCUCAGUUUGGAAAUAAAGGUCGAAUGUGUCAUUUUCCUGAAAAUGCCAAAGAGUUGAACAGAGAGCAGGAACAGUGUCGUGUCGGCGUGUAAAUGUGUUUCAUUUAGAUUUUCUCUGAGGCUGGUUGUGUUGUUGUUGUUGGUUGUACAGUAUAAAUCGUUAUUAAUGCAAACACAAGUGAAGAGUUUCAUUGGUGAAUGCCAACAUGGAUUAUUGUAAUGGAGCGUUUUUUCCAUCCUCACAAAUGUCACAUCAAGAUCAUUUUUCAGAGAUUGGGGAAAAAAAGUUUGGGGGAAUUUACAAAAGGAUGAAAUCUAAAGGGAGGUUUAUUCUUACAGAUGAUGCAGCUAAUUAGUUUUUUGUGUGUCCUCACAGAUCUUGAGCUCAAAGUGGCAUCUUUAAAUAACUUCUUCUCUUUAUUUACUGUCACAAAGAGGAGCAGCAAAUCCUCACGUUAGAAACUGAAACCACCAAAUGUUUGACAUUUUUUGCCUGAAAAAGACAGUUUGCAGUUAAUUUUCUAAACCUUCUUCUUCUUGUCUGACAGUCUAAACCCAAUGUGAUUUCGUUCAUUGACAACUUAAUCAACUGAUGAUCAAAACUGUGUUUGACAUUCCUGUUCAGUUCCUGUACAGUCAGUCAGUAAAAGUAUGAAAUUGUUGGUAAUCAAGGAGGCUAAUAACCGAUAUUUGGAACUGAUUUAGACAUUGGAGGUACCAUUGCCUGCUAUGUUAUACUUCCACUCAACUCCUUUCAGUUGACAGCUUUAGUUACUAAUAACUUACAGAUUCAGAUUAUUCGGUGUUGAUUUUGAUAAUAAAUGUGAUGUGUAAGCAGUCAGAUCGUGUUGUGGGCGGGAGAUCAGACCUAUAAUUGGAAAAAUGCUAAAUAUUGGCCCCGAUAAUUUGUCAAUUCCUAUCAUAAAUUAUUAACUGAUGAACAUUUUUUUUAAAGCUCAAAGCUUCUGUGACAUUUUGAAAUGAAACUCUUCAAUCGCGGAUCAGAUUCAGUUUGUCGUGUUGCUACAAUGAUCUGCUGUCGUACCGGAUGUAGCUGCUGUUGUUGUUGUUGUUGGUAUUUUUAAUUCAACAGACAUGAUUGUGAGUUUUAAACAGUUUCUGACCCACCACACAGUACUACAACCACAACAGUUUUAAAUGACACGAAGGAAAUCAACCACCUGCAAGAGGAGACGAUCACUUUGUCGACCCUACACCACCCACCAGUUCUUCUUUGAGUCGUAGUUGAAUUUGUUGAAUCGCGCAGCAUCUUUCCACUCUGGUGUUCCCUCUGAAAGCUGUAACACACUUUGUUGAUAUUUGGUGCAUUAAGUUCUCAUGUUUUAUUUGUUCUUUUUAGUGCUACCUUCAUGUGAACCCUGUUUGUACAAACUUGAAGUGUAUUAAAAGUGUGCAGAUGUAUUUAAAAAUGGA